Messenger RNA from Synchytrium microbalum, 933 nucleotides. RefSeq lists its product as uncharacterized. The record is from RefSeq and is a predicted model, not a curated record. Gene Ontology annotation, biological process: calcium-mediated signaling. Gene Ontology annotation, cellular component: nucleus; cytoplasm. Lineage: Eukaryota; Fungi; Chytridiomycota; Chytridiomycetes; Synchytriales; Synchytriaceae. Gene Ontology annotation, molecular function: calcium-dependent protein serine/threonine phosphatase regulator activity; RNA binding. Bases 1 to 933 code for a protein of 310 amino acids. The transcript is spliced from 3 exons.
AUGUUGGUCAAAAAAGCAACAGAGCUAGAAAACACGACAUUGCAAACAGAUCCACUGAGAACAAAAUCGUUACCAGAUCAUCCUGCUCCUGUUCCCGUGAGGGCAACUGCCACGAAUACGCUUAUUCUAGUAGGAAUACCGCCAGAAGGCUAUGAAGAUUCGGCUCGACACAUUCGAACUGUCUUGGAGCGCUUUGGAGUCGUCAGGCGGAUCACAUUGCUCAAAUCAUUUGGUCGAAUCUUAUGCACAUUUGACGUCACAAGAGCCGCCUUGAAUGCCAGAAGAGAGCUCCAUGAUACCGUAUUCUGUGGAAAUGAACCCAUACGUGUCUACUUUGGACAGCACACGGAUCUAGAUCAAUUGACACAACCAACUAUAUCUCGAUUACAAGUACCUCAUCCCGAAAAGAACUUUUUACUAUCGCCGCCUGGAUCACCACCUGUAGGAUGGGUUCAGAUACAGGAAGGAGGUCCAUCUGCUGGCGGACACGCUGAACUACACGAUGUAUGGCACGAGCUCAUGAACGAAGAAACCUUCUCUCUAGAUCAUAAUACAGGCGAUAAUGAUAGUACUGGCACUGCAUCGCAAUUCUCAUCUAUAUAUGGACAGGCUUACGAGGAUGAAUCGACAUUGGAAGCUCGAUCUACAAGUGUCCUUGCUGAAUCUAUAGAUGAUUCUGAACUGCAGUCAGAUUCACAGGAUGAUGGUGCCACUAGGGAAUUAAGUAGUAUCUUUGCUGGAACUAGAAUUGGCGGUGGGGAGGUUAUAUGGCCACUACGACGAGAGGCUAUAGGUAGUGUGCCUACAAUCAUGUUGGAGAGUGCUGAUGGUGACUUUGAUGACCAUCCUAGUGAGGGAAGUCAUGGAUUAUCCUCUCUACCAAACAGAAGUCCCACGCCAUUGCCUCGUACUGCAAUGCCACCAAUAGAAUAA